GCGCAGGUGGUCAAUGGAACCCAGGAGCAGCUGCUGCUGCUGAGGCGGCGGUGUCGGCAGCCCGACCCCGACCGCCCGCACCCCCUCCGCGGGGGUCCCCCGGAGCUUGGAAGCUCGAAGUCUGGCUGUGGCCAUGGGAGACACGGUAGUGGAACCUGCCACCCUGAAGCCAACUUCUGAGCCCUCUCCUGGUCCAUCAGGGAAUAACGGGGGCUCCUUGCUAAGCGUCAUCAUGGAGGGGGGUGGGGAGCUAUCAGUGAUUGACCCCGAAGUGGCCCAAAAGGCCUGCCAGGAGGUGCUAGAGAAGGUCAAGCUUUUGCAUGGAGGCGUGGCCAUUUCUAGCAGAGCCACUCCACUGGAGGUGGUCAAUGGGGAUGGUGUGGACAGUGAGAUCCGCUGCCUGGACGAUCCUCCUGCCCAGAUAAGAGAGGAGGAAGAUGAGAUGGGGGUCACUGUGGCCUCGGGCACAGCCAAGGGAGCAAGAAGGCGGCGGCAGAACAACUCAGCCAAACAGUCUUGGCUGCUGAGGCUGUUUGAGUCAAAACUUGACAUCUCCAUGGCCAUUUCAUACCUGUAUAACUCCAAGGAGCCUGGAGUGCAAGCCUACAUCGGCAAUCGGCUCUUCUGCUUUUGCAAUGAGGACGUGGACUUCUAUCUGCCCCAGUUGCUUAACAUGUACAUCCACAUGGAUGAGGACGUAGGUGACGCCAUCAAGCCCUACAUAGUCCACCGAUGCCGCCAGAGCAUUAACUUUUCCCUACAGUGUGCCCUGUUGCUUGGGGCCUACUCUUCAGACAUGCACAUUUCCACUCAACGACACUCCCAUGGGACCAAGCUACGGAAGCUGAUCCUCUCAGAUGAGCUGAAGCCAGCUCACCGAAAGAGGGAGCUGCCCUCCUAGCUGUCUCCCUCUAAAAGGACUCACCAGCGCUCUAAGUCAGAUGCCACCGCCAGUAUAAGUCUCAGCAGCAACCUGAAACGAACAGCCAGCAACCCCAAAGUGGAGAAUGAGGAUGAGCCUGUCAGACUAGCUCCUGAGCGAGAAUUCAUCAAGUCCUUGAUGGCGAUCGGCAAGCGGUUGGCCACGCUCCCCACUAAGGAGCAAAAAACACAGCGGCUGAUCUCAGAGCUCUCCCUGCUUAACCAUAAGCUCCCUGCCCGAGUCUGGCUGCCCACUGCUGGCUUUGACCACCACGUGGUCCGCGUGCCCCACACCCAGGCUGUUGUCCUCAACUCCAAGGACAAGGCUCCCUACCUGAUCUAUGUGGAAGUCCUUGAAUGUGAAAACUUUGACACCACCAAUGUCCCCGCCCGGAUCCCCGAGAACCGAAUCCGGAGCACACGGUCCGUAGAGAACCUGCCCAAAUGCGGUAUCACCCAUGAGCAGCGGGCAGGCAGCUUUAGUAUUGUGCCCAACUAUGACAACGAUGAUGAGGCCUGGUCCGUGGACGACAUAGGCGAGCUGCAGGUGGAGCUCCCUGAAGUGCACACCAACAGCUGUGACAACAUCUCCCAGUUCUCUGUGGACAGCAUCACCAGCCAGGAGAGCAAGGAGCCUGUGUUCAUUGCAGCAGGGGACAUCCGACGGCGCCUUUCGGAGCAGCUGGCUCACACCCCCACAGCCUUCAAACGAGACCCAGAAGACCCUUCUGCAGUUGCUCUCAAAGAGCCCUGGCAGGAGAAAGUGCGGCGGAUCAGAGAGGGCUCUCCCUAUGGCCAUCUCCCCAAUUGGCGGCUCCUGUCAGUCAUUGUCAAGUGCAGGGAUGAUCUUCGGCAGGAGCUGCUGGCCUUCCAGGUGCUGAAACAGCUGCAGUCCAUAUGGGAACAGGAGCAAGUGCCGCUGUGGAUCAAGCCAUACAAGAUUCUUGUGAUUUCGGCUGACAGUGGCAUGAUUGAACCAGUGGUCAACGCUGUGUCCAUCCACCAGGUGAAGAAACAGUCACAGCUCUCCUUGCUCGAUUACUUCCUUCAGGAGCAUGGCAGUUACACCACUGAGGCAUUCCUCAGUGCCCAGCACAAUUUCGUGCAAAGUUGCGCUGGCUACUGUUUGGUCUGCUACCUGCUGCAAGUCAAGGACAGACACAAUGGGAACAUCCUUUUGGACGCAGAGGGCCACAUCAUCCACAUUGACUUCAGUUUCAUCCUGUCCAGCUCUCCCUGAAACCUGGGCUUUGAGACGUCAGCCUUUAAGCUGACCACAGAGUUUGUGGACGUCAUGGGCGGCCUGGAUGGUGACAUGUUCAACUACUACAGGAUGCUGAUGCUACAAGGGCUGAUUGCUGCUCGGAAACACAUGGACAAAGUGGUGCAGAUCGUGGAGAUCAUGCAGCAAGGUUCUCAGCUCCCUUGCUUCCACGGCUCCAGCACCAUCCGCAACCUCAAGUAGAGGUUCCACAUGAGCAUGACCGAGGAGCAACUGCAGCUGCUGGUGGAGCAGAUGGUGGGCGGCAGCAUGCGGUCCAUCACCACCAAGCUCUAUGAUGGCUUCCAGUACCUCACCAACGGCAUCAUGUGACACCCUCUCAGGCCCCAGCGCGGUGGGGCAUUCAGGGGACCCUCCCUGGGAGAAACCCCAAACCAGGAAACACCCACCCAUGGGAAAUGGAAGGCAAGAAAUAGAAAGGAUCAUGUGGUGACUGGAGAGCUUGCCAGGGGAGAGCCAGUUGUGGGGUCCAGGCUUGCUGGGGCUUCCCUGCCCCCUGCGGUGUCAGUAUUACCACCUGAGGGACCCCAGGACUCACUGCCUCCCAGAGGAGAGAGGUGACAAAUGUGAGGGCACUGGGCCUUUCUUCUCGCCAGGGUCCAAGAGGUUCUUUCCACAGGCCAUCUUCUUAAUCUAUUCUAGGUCCCAGGAAGGGGAAGAGUGGGUUCUUGGUACUUACAGUUUGAUCCUGUGGUUCGCCUUUAGCCAUGCUGCUGCCUGACUGUUCCUCCCAGGACUGACUCCUAGCCUGAGGUCCCCUUGGCAGGUGGGCUCUGGCACAGGGUCCUGCCCUUGCUGAGUCCCCAUCACAGAGACCACGAGGGUUAUCACAACCCCUCUCCUACAGAGGGAACUGGCCUAGCCACAGGGAAUUCCUUGCCCUGAUCCCUUCCCACAUCCAGGGAAAUAGCUCUCAAUUUUUUAAUUUUUGUUUGAAAUAAAGUCCUUAGUUAGCCAAUA
Molecule: messenger RNA, 3163 nt
Organism: Myotis daubentonii (Daubenton's bat)
Lineage: Eukaryota; Metazoa; Chordata; Mammalia; Chiroptera; Vespertilionidae
Product: phosphatidylinositol 4-kinase beta-like
Source: RefSeq, a predicted model, not a curated record